CUGGGGCAGUGAUUCUGCUGUGUGUUCUGCUGCUGGGGCGAGUAUUGAUUCUGAUGCUAUUGAUACGAUUGAUGACACUGACUGAACUGUUUAAUGAUUAUGUUUCUGUUUGAAUCUACAGACUGUUGUACAGCUCAGUCCGGCAGUCCGGCAGAGUUAUAGAUCCCUUUAAACAGAAUCAGAUUUCACCUACAAAAAGGCAACUGCCCAUGCUGCCUAUGCCAGGAAACGCCACUGGUCGUACUGACGUGCUGACGAUGACGUCCUGGUCGGUUCCAGUGGUUUGGGAGGGAACCUUCAACCCGGUUCUCCUCGACAGCCUCUACCAGGGGACGAGCCUCACCAUCGCAGCCACUGUGUUUGCCCAGGGAAAGUACAUUAGGUUCCUGAAAAGGUUUCUGGAGACCAUGGAGCAGCACUUCUUCACUGGUUUCAAUGUGCAUGUGUUCGUCUAUACUGACCAGCCAAACGAGGUGCUCCAAGUCAAAAUGGCCAGCGGCAGACAGCUGACGGUGAAAACAGUGCCAACCGUUAACCGUUGGCAGGAUAUCAGUGCCAGCAGGCUGUUUCUGGUGCAGGCCCUAAUAGAUGAUGAGCUUCUUGACUACGCCGACUUCAUUUUCUGUCUGGAUGUGGACUCCGAAUUCCACGGCCAUUGGGGCACGGAGUCAUUGGGAGAUCUGGUCGGUGUGCUCCAUCCAGGUUACUACAAAGCCCACCGCAGCGCACUCCCCUAUGAGCGGCGGCCUAUCUCCAAAGCCUACAUGGCUCCUGAGGAAGGGGACUUCUACUACUGUGGGGGGGCAUUCGGAGGCAACCUGCAGGAAGUACAACGGCUUUCCCGAACCUGCAUCAUCAACUUUUGGGAUGAUCGUACAAAAGGCAUCGAGGCAGCCUGGCAGGAGGAGAGUCAUAUUAACAGGUAUAUGUGGAUCAAUAAGCCCAGUAAGAUUCUGUCACCUGAGUACCUGUGGCAAGACUUUGCAGCCCGCGAGCCUGAAAUUCACAUCAUAAGAUUCUCUGGAGUUGCAAAAAACUACGCAGAGAUCCGACCGAAUGUCUGAGAGAACUUUAUCAAAAACAUUUUAACAGACAUCAUCAGUUUCUGAAAAUGAGAAAAAGAGCAUGUUCCACAAAGACAGGAAGCUGUGUGUGUGUGUUCAGACCUUUUAAAGCAAGUAAAACACUCUGAUUCUCUCUCUCUCUCUCUCUCUCUCUCUCUCUCUCUCUCUCUCUCUCUCUCUCUCUCUCUCUCUGAGCUGAGCUGAGAGCUGGUGGCGGUAAAUGAUAGGUUUGUGCGAUUUUGUUGUAUAUUUUGGUUAUUCUGUUUAUAUAUAUUGCUGUGCAUUAGU
Messenger RNA from Pleuronectes platessa (European plaice), 1352 nucleotides. RefSeq names its product globoside alpha-1,3-N-acetylgalactosaminyltransferase 1-like. The record is from RefSeq and is a predicted model, not a curated record. The transcript has 7 exons. Gene Ontology annotation, molecular function: hexosyltransferase activity. Gene Ontology annotation, biological process: carbohydrate metabolic process. Bases 210 to 1064 code for a protein of 284 amino acids. NCBI's taxonomy places the organism in Eukaryota, Metazoa, Chordata, Actinopteri, Pleuronectiformes, Pleuronectidae. Gene Ontology annotation, cellular component: vesicle; Golgi apparatus; membrane.